Molecule: messenger RNA, 5034 nt
Organism: Odontomachus brunneus
Lineage: Eukaryota; Metazoa; Arthropoda; Insecta; Hymenoptera; Formicidae
Product: zinc-finger homeodomain protein 2-like
Exons: 2
Coding region: 4478-4864 (128 amino acids)
Source: RefSeq, a predicted model, not a curated record
CUGUCUUUUUGUCUCUUUCUGUCUCUCUGUCUCACGCCCUCUCAUUCUUCUCUCUUUUUGCCCGACAUUAAAAUCUCUGCUACGGACAUAACUGACAAGCGGCGCAUAAUUAACUUUAAAAAUCAAAUAUGAGGUGAACUGACAGCCGGAAAUAGAGCUCCCUCGAUAAACUGAGGAACGAGCUAACACUCGAUGAAAUUAUAAUCGUCUCUUGCGUAUUUCUGUAUACAGGGUGUCUCAUGAUAAGACGUAUCCUGCAUUUAUUUCGUAUGUAGAUUAGGUCAAAGUAAACAGGAAGUUCCUCUAGCAUUUUUGCAAACAAUCGCGUGAAAUUUUUAUCUAUUAAAUAUGAAAGAUUGACGAAUGAUACUGUGAGCGGAACGCUGUAGAAACAUAUACAGUCUGUUUGAUAAGAGCAUGUCCGGCAAAACUUUUAUAUGUAAACAUAUAGAAAUUCAAACGGGAAAUUCAAACAGGAGCCGAUAGAGGCACUUUCGCCUAUGAUGCUUUGUUGAUAAAGCUUUAGUUGUCAUUCGAUCUUCGUGAUAAAAAUAUAUAUUUCACCAUGAGUGCCAAAUACACAUUACGUUUCGAAGCCGUGUUUCUUUAUACACAUCCGAAAGGACCAAAAAUGUCACACCAAACGGCUGCUAAGUAUAUGAGAAAGUCAAAAGCAUUUGUAAAUAAGUGGGUGAAACACUAUUUAGAGAUGAAAAAUGUUGAUGACUUACCGAAACGUGGCUCUACGCAAGGAUUUGACAUUUUGCAUAUCUUUACAAACAACUUAAACACUAGCAAAGUGGUCAAAAUUUAUGAGAAGGCUUUAUUACUAUCUGCUCAAACAUGGUUUAUAAGGAAAAAUUAAAAAUAGAUACUACAAGAGGACAAUGAUCCUAAACGUCGAAGUCGGCUUUGUACCGCGUGAAAAUAAGAAAAUAAUGUCGAAUUACUGGAUUGGCUGUCACAGUCACCGGAUGCAAAUCCUACCGAAAACGUUUGGUCUUUGAUGAAGUUUAAAGAAAAGAAAGUGGAAAGAAAAUUUGGUUGGUCAAAGAAUUAGUUCGACAAAUUCGAUUGAUAUGGAGAUCAUUAUAAGAAUAUGCCAUAAAAUUAGUUGAAAGUAUGUCUUUGAAAUGCCAGGCAAUUAUUAAUAAUGAAGGCGACUGGACAAGUUAUUAAUAAUAAAACAUCCAAGUUCUAAUCAAGUAGUAUAUGUGUAUUUUAUUCCAAAUCACUUCAAUAAAUUAUUUAUCAAGUUUUGCCGUACACGCUCUUAUCAAACAGACUGUAUCUGAACCGCGCCAAUCAGUGCUUUCUAGUCGAUCGCUGCUCGACGUUCGAAUAGAGUAACAUUGCGUGAAAUGAGCGUCGAGCGUCGAGCGGUGAUAAGCACUGGAGGGGAGUGGCGCGCUGAUUAACGCGAUCAAGAGACACUGCCUCCACAGCGCUCCACUCGCAGUAUCACACGCGUUCCAAUUCUCUAUCAUCAAUAGCUUAAUUUCAUUAAUACAUUCUACGUAGUUGUUCGCAAAACGGUGGAGAAGCUUCCCGCACAAUUUGACCUGAUCUACACGAAUAUGUGUCAUUGUCAGACACCCUGUAUUUUCUUAUUUAUCACUAAUAUCUUGCGACAGAGAUUUACGUUAAUCCGACGAACGCGAAAGCUCCGCGAAAGAGCCGGCGUUUUUACCCUCGGAUAAUAAAUAAGUCAACGUGGCGUGAAAGCAUAUUUCGCGUAUUCCUCCAGCGGAACUUGCUAAAGCGUGAACUUCCCUCGGCGAAUUUCCUUCCUUCCUUCCUUCCUUCCUUCAUUCCACGUCCGUGUUUUUCGUUUCUUGUCGUUUUUCAUAACGCCGCGCACAUCAGUCGUGAGGCGCUCGACCGAUUUCGGACGGCUCAUUGUCGCGACGAAUUCUCACCACGCGAUUUUCAAUAACGCCUCUAGCAAGCUACAGUUUUUGUCGAGUCUCCACACACAUACACACACACACUCAUGCACACAUACGCACUUUGCACGAGGAAAUGCCGCGACGGCCGAGCGAGGACGAGGACACUUGAAUUUCCAGCGACGUUUUAAUGCCCGCCGCUUCGUCCACCUGCAAUUCGUGUUCGACUUUUAUAGAAAGGAAGAUUUACAAGUAUUUCAGCGGCGAGGGGACGAAGCCGUCGCUCCUAUUCGCGCGUGUGCCCUCGCAUACCUAGACGUGUGACACGUCAGGACGCGCGUUAUAAACAAGUCUUUUCCUCCGACCCCGAAAAUCGGCCGGAAAUCUCUGCUUCAGCACUUUAUUUUCUGUUGCCUCCCCGUCACUCUCUCGUAUUGUCGCUCACUCUUUUCAUUUUUCGCCGCAUGUACCGCGUAGAAAAUUUCUUGGGAUCUAAUUGAGAUCCAAUUUGAUCCUCUAAAGUGAUUCUCGGUUUUAGGGUUGAAGUGGAAUGUUUCAAAUAUGCGAUUCUACCUGGGAAAGUUUUCCAUUAUGCCUUCUGGUCUUCAUUCUACUCUAGAAUUAAACAGAACAUAUAUUGAUUUUCCAAAUAAUUUCAAUGUUCAGUCGAAAAGUAUUUCAGCAAUAUUUCGAUUCUAAUUUUUUACUCUAUUGAAUACAACAGUUGGUUUAACAAUGGAAUUUCAUGUUUAAUACCUGAGAAAUAUGCCGUCUAAUAAAAGCACAGGUUCCCAAUAUUUCUGUCACGCUUUCAGACAAAGAACUCUUGUUUGAGAUAAGAAAAUGGGAUUUCCAAUUGAUAUAUCAUGAGAUAACGCAAUUUUUAAGCGAAUUUGGUCACUGUGAUCGCGCGUGGAAUUUAUGUUAUAUCUGGGAAAAUCUUUAGAAAUUCCAUUAUGGGUUUGAAAAUGAAAUGUAAAUUUCAAACAUGCAAUUCCAAGUAGGAAAACCAAAGUUUUCCCAAUAUCUCUUCUGACUCUUAUUUUACAUCACGAUUGAUCGAAAUGUAUAUUGACUUUCCAAAUAACUUGAAUAUUCGAUAAAACAUUCAAAAUGUUUUAAAGAUAUUUUACCAUUUUUAUUUUUAUUCUAUUAAAUACACAAAAGUUGAUAUAAAAAUGGGAUUCCCUGUUUGAUAUCAUAAAAAUAUAGCGAUCAAAAAAGCGCGUUUCUAUAAUAUUCCUGUUUUAAACCAAUAUUUGGGAAAUAAGAAAAUGGGAAUAACCAACUUCGAGACAAAUUUGGGCAUUCUAUAUCAGAAUCUAAGCUAUAUCUGGAGAAAUCUUGAGACAUUUCUACACGAAGUGAAUUCGUCUGAACGAGAAUCGAUGGGAAGUCGUAAGCGUCGGGAAUCGUCACCGGAGGGCGAACACCUCGCGGCGAUCUUCACGGCAGACGCGAGAAACACGGGAGAAAUAUUUCACGCGACACAUCUGGAAUCGUCUUCGACUGUCGUAGUUCCGGACUUCCGAUUCUACAAAAUCAUACACCGCGCUCUUCCGUCCAAGUUUUCCGUGUCCAUAUCCCAGCUGGGAUACUCCUUAUCCGAAGUUCUUUCGAACACGAGGGGCUAGAGAAUAUUUAAUGCUCCCCUGGGAUUACACGAGUUGAAUUAUAACGGCUUUCCACUGGACUGUGUGUGUGGAGCAGGCGUGAUCGUGUCUCCUGAAGGUAUAAGAAUUUACAGAAUCGCGAUGCUUCGCGCAACGAACGAAUUGUAAAUCGCCAAUAUCGACCUGGGACCAAUCUUCACGGUAGACUCUUGAGUUUCAAGUAGUUGCGAGCAGCUGCUUGAUCUCUACGUGUCCACAGCUUAAUUGUCGGGGCGACUUGUGAGGCAGUUCAGGCGUCGGGCCGCAUUCAAGUUACCACCGAUCGUGCCUUGUCGAAUCUCGUGCGGGUUAAGUGUCCAAACGGAAGCCGCUCCCGGUAGUUCGCGCGUGUGCACGCGUCGUAGUUCCAGAUUGCGGCAGCUCGAACUUGGAAGAGUCCCCGAAGUGCCGUGACCAACCAACGUCGUGCUAAUCGUGAGAUAAGCUAACACGUCUCUGUCGUCCACUCGAGGCCGUCACUUCUCUGGCAACAACGUGUCGCGAGUCUCUUCAAAGCGUGCAAGUGCGGACAAUACCCAAGUGUAUCGUUAAGAAUUUCCAGAGAGGCGCGAAUUUCCGAACCCCUAACACCCGAAGUUACCGGUCGCCCUGAUACUGUCCCCAUUGUCGAAGUUCAGCGGACACUUCGUUGCGUUUCGCGGCUUCUCCACGCGGUGGAAGGACAUUUUCGUGAGACAAGUCCAUCGUGCGAAUCAAUCGAACGUGUGGGGGUGUCGUUCGCAGAGGAGAAAACUGAUGACGUCGAAGGCGACGACUAACCAGGAUCUCGCGUAACUCGCAAGGAGCCGACGAAGCCCCGCAAGCAGUCUCGCAAGCAGUUUUAUCGCGCCAAACGCACCGCCGAUCGUCAUCGCUAACGUCAGUGAUGACAGCAGUGAGGUGGCGGGUUGGCCGUGGUGUUAAGCUCUCGCCGGAUAAAUGUGCGCGAUGUACUAUUACGCCAGCAAGCUGACUGCGGCGGCUCUAAGCGGCGGCGGCCUCAUCGGGGGCGGUGGCGGCGGCGGCGGCGGUGCUGGUGCUGGCGCCGGUGGCCACAACGGCGGCGACGGGGUCUGCCGGUGCCACGAGGCCCAGAAGGAGCAGCGUUCGCCGAGAAGAACGACCCCGCAGCCACCCCAAGCGGCGCGCCAUCACCACCCGCGCGCCUCUCGCGCCUACACCCCCACCCUCGGCCCCAGCACCACCGAGCAAGUGGUCAUCGAGCAUCCGCGGCCCAACUACUACCACCGACACAGAACCAAGCACAAGGUAAGCCCUGCUGUGGUUUUCAUAUUGAAAACGGGAGAAUCGCCGCAAUUAGAGUAAGUGACAAGGCUCUAUGUUAAUUCUCCCAUUAUGAAUAUCGACCUAGAAGACAGGGUCUCAGAUAUCCAGUCACUAAGAAUUAAUGUUGGUUAAUAAAAAGAACAUUACACAUUUAAUUGGGAAGUUUGAGUAGGAAAUUUAAGAUAUAUAAUUAUUAGAAUUUUAAAUAU